GAGCAGAACAAAAUUUAACGCUUUAAAAGUUUUGUGCGGUUUGCUUAUUUCUUACGACUUUCACGGCAAAAAAAAAUUCGGGCGAAAUUUGUACAACGUGUGGAAAUGCGGCAAUAGGACAGCAUAGCGACUACAACAAAAACAAUAAUGCAAGUUUACGAGUAAUUCGAUUUUAGUGUUUAACAAUCAGUGCGAGAAUCGCUAUGAUGCAACAAAAACAACGAAAAUAACCAGAAACAACACAAAGCCCAAAAAGUUGCAGAAUCGUGUUCUUUCCGCAAAAAGUACAUAUAUGUAUGUACAUAUGCUUAUGUAUAUAUAUACAUCUACACGUACUAUAUACGCGUACUUCCGCCGACGGCGGCACACACGGCAGAGUUAGUGUUGUUUUUGUUGAUACGCCGUCUGUGACUUCUACUGAGAUUUGAGAGUGGGACAGACUUUUGGACUAAAUACAGAGCGCUUAGCGUGUUUCUGUUUCAACUCGUUACCGUUCAGCCAGAAAUGAUAACUAGAAAAUUCAGAUAAAAAUGAUAAGGCAAAUUUAUUGGACGGCUACAAAAAGUCGGGCAACUUUGCUCGUGAUAAGUAUUUGUGUGCUGAUUGCACGUAACACGUCUGGAAAGAAUCUGAAUGCAAGUCAAGCUUUUGACGACACAUGGAACACGGCAUCCGAUUUAGAAAAUGAACUAGAACAACAAAAACGAGCUAACGGCAACAACGCGCCUGUAUUGAGUUCAGGGUUAGCGUCCAGUGGAGGAUAUGGCCAAUGGUCAUCCUGGUCAGAUUGGUCGACAUGCUCUCGCACCUGUGAUGGUGGUAUUAUGCAGCAAAUACGUCGGUGCAGCACCACAGGUAACUGUCGCGGCGAGAGUGCUCGAUAUCGCAUCUGUAAUAUGCAACCAUGUCCGGAGCAGCAGGACUUCCGGGCAAAUCAGUGUGCCGCUUACAAUGAUGUACCCUAUGACGGAACCCUCUACAAGUGGACCCCACACUAUGAUUAUGUUGAGCCCUGCGCCCUUACGUGCAGAGGUCAUCCCGCUCAUCUCACAGAAGACAUCUCACCAGAGUCAGCUAGCGCCAAUGGAGAGGAAUCACUGCAUUACGACGAGCAGAGUGUCAUUGUGCAAUUAUCGGCACGUGUUCAGGAUGGAACACGAUGUCGCUCCGGAAGCUUGGAUAUGUGCAUACAAGGCAAAUGUCAGCGUGUCGGCUGUGAUUUAAAAAUAGGUUCUACUAAAAAAAUUGAUGGUUGUGGCGUGUGUGGGGGUGAUGGCAACUCCUGUUCGCAACCGCUAUAUUACUGGGAAUUGGCACCGAUGACACAAUGUUCUGUCACCUGCGGCGGCGGUUACAAAAUGUCUCGCCCUAUAUGCAGGAACCGUCUCACUGGCGCUGAUGUCGAUGAGACGCUCUGCAGCGUUGCUAAUCGCCUCGAGCCAUCAGUGGUACCAUGUAAUACACACAGCUGUCCGCCGCGUUGGAUAACUGACGAUUGGAGUACCUGCAGUCGUCUUUGUGGACACGGUUACCGAGAACGGAUGGUUGUCUGCGCUGAGGCGACCAACGGCAUCAAGACGAGGGUUGCAGAUAUUAUGUGUCGAACUCUGAAGCCACCAACACAAGAGACGUGCAUUAUAGAGGAGUGUCCGCAUUGGGAGGUGGAGGACUGGACUGGAUGUUCCGUUUCAUGUGGACAAGGUAUUCAGAUGCGUGGUGUGGAAUGUAAAUCCACAGAUGGUAGCCUAAGUGCCAAAUGCGACCCCUUGACCAAGCCAGGCGGCAUGCAGCAGUGCUCAAUUGGUAUACGUUGCGCUAGAGGAAGUAGUGGUAACGACAAUGGAGCAGGCGGACUUAAUAAUGGCGGUGGUACCAUCAUUGUUGGCAGCAGCCGCUCUUUGAACGAGCAUUCGGACCGUCAUAACGAUGGAUCUGAUCUCUAUGACGAUGAUGAUAAAGAUGAAGAUGACGAUGAUGACGUUGAAGACACUGAUUCUGGACAAGCCACCGACACUGAUGAUGACGAGGGCUUAUCCUAUUCCGAUCAGUCAAUACAUUAUGCACAUCUCACCCAAAGUAGAAUGCAUCAUGAGAUCGCAGAGGAGCCGCUCACCAUGCGACUAAUGAGCUCUACCAAUAACUAUAACAAUGCUAAAGUCGCGGCGAAUGAAGAAACAGAUGUUCCAUCAUUAGACCCAACUUUUAUCAAGGACACGGAAUGGUCACCUUGUAGCGUAACGUGUGGCGAGGGAAUUCGUCGACGUUCAUUUAAAUGUAAAAUCUAUCUAGAAUACUCCCGUACGGUGGCCACGGUAAAUAACACCUUGUGCGAAGGGUCCAAACCCCACGAUGAAGUCGAACGUUGCGUAGAGGAUCCAUGCAUGCUGCCCUCACAUGGGUAUGACGAUCAGUUUCCUCGUGACUCAAUAAAGGUCGGAGUAUCAGAGCCGGGGAAGACUUAUGUGUGGCGUGAGCAAGGCUAUACUUCAUGCAGUGCCUCUUGUUUGGGCGGUGUAGAGGAAUUGAUCAUUAACUGUGUGCGUGAGGACAACGGGCGGGUAGUUUCGCCAUUCCUUUGCUCGCCAGAAACAAAACCGGAAGCUCGUGUUCGUACAUGUAAUGAUCGUCCAUGUCCCCCGCGCUGGAAUUAUUCAGAUUAUACGCCGUGCUCCAAAAGUUGUGGCAUUGGUAUUAAGACACGCGAAGUGCAAUGCAUUCAUGAGGUAACCAGAGGCGGUGAGAACACUAUGGUCGUGCCGAACAGUAUGUGCCCACAGCCGCCACCAGCAGAUCGUCAGUAUUGUAAUGUUCUUGAUUGUCCAGUGCGCUGGGAGGUAGGUGAGUGGUCGAAGUGCUCACACACAUGCGGCUAUGGCAUAAAAGAACGUAAAGUAGAAUGCAAACAAAUUAUGGCACAGGAGCAUAAAAUUGAACGAGCUGAAUCCAUGUGUCCUAGUGUCAAGCCGCCGGAUAAAAAGCCGUGCAAUGUCAAGACAUGUCCCCCUGAAGAUCCUAAGCCUGUUAUACAAAUUAGCAAUUCGACACACAUUCAGCACGAUCCGAAAAAGACAAAGAUUACUUUAAAAGUAGGUGGUGCUGGUGUCGUAUUCUUUGGCACCCAAGUGAAGAUCAAAUGCCCAGUUAAACGCUACAAUCGCACCAAAAUCAAAUGGAGUAAGGAUCAUAAGCCACUAACACGAUCCCGUAAAUUUAAAGUAUCCAAAAAGGGAGCGUUACGGAUACUGGACAUCACCUUUCGCGAUGCAGGUGUAUAUUCUUGUCACGCUGGUCUCAGUUCGGCUGAAAUUCAAAUUGAAGUUAAGGCAAAGCCCGGCCAACAAACUGAAGAACUUGAACGGUAUGAAGCAGAUCGACUAGUCCGUGAACAAAGCGGAACGGAAGCCCUAACUUCAGCAGACAUGACAUCCGCUCCUAAUGGCGGUAUAGAUCAAGAAACACCAGGUGGCACUUAUGGUGCCUCUAAUGGAUCUAAUCAGCAGUCCACUCGCCGCAAACAGCAGAAUCCGUUGGAUAGAUUGCAGAAUGGACGUGAACGAAAUCGACGUCCCAAAAAUAAUGGAUUUCAACAUGCGGACAGCAGCAUUAUGGAAGACGAGCAUUCGCAACUAGUUCAAACUCAGGACAGAAUCCCAGAGCCGGCGAGUGCUAGCAGCGGCAGCAGUCGCUCCAGAACUUUACUGGCCAUACCUUAUUUUCAGGCGUUACUAAGUAAUCUCCAGCUAUUGUGGCCGCUGCAGCCCUUUAGAAAGUCGCGCGGCCAGCAAAUAUGGCAUGAUGUACCUUUUGAUUUGGAACCACAACGUUUGGAACAGGAUGAAGCAUUAAACGAAAUGACUAAAGAUUUGCAGACGGAGUCUAGUCGUAUCAUGCCCGUAAGCAAGUCGCCAAUAAAAAUAGCAGAGGCUUUUACCAAUUUGAGACAUGCAAAGAACGAUCGAUAUAUAUACAAAUGGCAGCUGGGGGAGUGGUCCAAGUGCUCACAGCAGUGUGGUGCCGCAGGCGGCGGAUUGCAGCGCCGCUCGCUGAGCUGCCAGCGUACGGAAACAAAGGCAUCGACAUGGAGGACAACUGGAAAGACACCAACGACAUCGAUGUCAAAUGGCAACAGUGUAUAUGUCGUUGAAAAUGCACAGUGCACAGCCCAAGGGCUGGAUUUGCCCAACACGUUCCAGAGCUGUGGCGACGAGCCCUGUCCUUACUGGACCAAAGGAGAUUGGACGCUCUGCCAGCAUUCGCUUUGCCAUGAACGCAAUAUUGCCGUACAGCGGCGUGAAAUAAGCUGUCGGUAUGAAAACGGCAGUUUGGGUACUGCCUGCCAUGAGUAUCAGAAACCACCAGCGCGUCAAGAAUGCCACAAUGAGCGCUGCAAGGGUGUUUGGCAUGUGGAGCCGUGGUCUGAGUGCAAUGCGCCAUGUGGUCGUCAGGGAAUAAAAUUUCGCAUUCUGCAGUGCGUCUGGUAUGGCACUCAUAGACCCGCGGGUAACGUCUGCAAGCAUCACCCUCGGCCAGUGGUAAUGAAAGUGUGCAAAAGUCGGUCUUGUCAAGCCAAAAGUUGUCUGGAUACCUCACGAUAUUGCCACAAUGCUUUGGCCAUGGGUCUGUGUAGACUGCAUCGUUAUAAGGAAAAGUGCUGUGGUUCCUGUCAGUUCAAUCAGCAGAAGCAUCUAUAGAUCCUCAGCCAGACCAAACUAAAAACGACAAAACAUUUAUUAAGCAACUACGUAAACAACAUGGCACUAAUCUGAAUUUAGAUUUAAUAAAUUGAUUACAUAAGUUCUCAAAUGCAUUUGCAAAGAAUGUAACUUAGUUAAAUUUAUAAAAUAUAAGACAAGUUUAAUUAAAACUAACGAUAUUGUUGAGGAUAGUGUUGACAAAACAUCGAUACUAGAUGCUAUUGAUAACUCGGAAUCUAUGUAGUAAUGACUAUCUAUAAUUUCGAUAGCGUUAGCGGUCGAAUGUAUUUUUCUGCAUUUUUCUCUGUUUAGACUGCCUGCCUGAAUUGCUCAAAACUUCUGAAGUGUAGAACAAAGUGUACAAAAGCGUACAAGAGAGCGACAAUUUAUGAAGCACAUUAUCAAUUAUGGCAAUGAUUGACGAUCACUAGCAAUAAGCUGAUUAUUAAAUUUACAAAUUUUACUCGCUUUGAAAUUAUUUGUAAAUUCUUGCAAUUAUUUCAAAUAAUGCAAAUAAAAAAUAUGAGAAAAUAGUAAUCAGAUAGACCUUUUUGGAAUCUAUGUAUGUAAUUGUUUCAGAACGAGUUGCUUGAUAUAAUGCAAACUCGAAAUAAAUAGUCAAUAGAUAAUACAAAAUAAAAAAUUAUGUAAUUUUUGAAUGCGCCUAAUAAAAAAUAUUUCAUUUUAUGUUUUUUUUGUUUGUACUACUAUCUUUAUUUGAAUUUUUUAGUUUGUUUAUUUUUGCAUCCCUAAACACCUGUUCAAAUAAAUAGGGUAACUAUUUUGUUAGCAUUUCUAAAAAUAUGACAUGAUGGUAGCUGAGAAAGUCGAUGGCUAGCUACAUUUUCAAACAUCGAUGGUACUAUUGAUAGUUUUGUCAACACUAGUUAAGGAUAGAUAUUAUAUCAAUUCAAAUCAUAUUAUAAUAUUAUUCCCACGUGUCGACUUAAAAGCCCUGUAAUCGAGCACUUUUUAAGUGGACGUCCCUUGUGAGCACACAAACUUUUUAAAACGGUACAAAGGUGAAAAGUGAAAGACGAAAUAUAACGCUUGGCUUUUUUACAUCAAUCCAUUUUCAACCAACUUGUAUACGUAUGAAUCAGAUUAUAUGUAUUUUUCAGGACUUCUUGAUAAAAAUUUAAUGUAAUCUGAUACCAAAAUGCUGUGGUUAUUAUCGUAUUAAGACAUUGUGGAGUUUGUAAAAGCCAAACUUUUCCAUCACUCAAAAAGUGCUCGUCAGAAUUAGACUUAAGCAAGCUAAUUUUACAGAUGCUUAUAUAUAGAUUAUUCAUAUAUACGGGGUGUCACGGAAAUAACUGGAGAUUUAAAUUUGAUUCAAUUUUAGAGAGUAAAAUUGCCUCUUAUCCAAAAAAAAAAAAAUUGUUUUAAAAUGUAUAUAUUCUCAUAUCUAGAAUUGUUUUUCAGAAUGUUAGCAAUAUGUAUAUGUACAUUAAAUUAAGAAAACUACAGCAUUUGGGAAUAGGACGAUUGCCUAUGAAUGUUAUUGUUCUUAGUCGAAAUUUUGAUUAGUAAUAAAAUACAUAAAAAAACAUAAAGUAUUUAAAUUUGACUUUCAAGCCUUCAGCCUUCUCUUACUUUAGAUAUUAACACAAUGUAAACCUUGUAAAUAUUGCAACCUUAUGCUGCAGUACCAUUCUUAAAUUCACAAUGAACUGGCCUCUUAGAACUGCAAAAUAUUAAUGUAUAUUAUUAUUUUAUAUGUUUAAUUAUGACAGCUGCAUCUUUUGAUGCCGAUAUUAUCAUUAGUGGUAUUACAACUUUAUUUUGAAUGCAAUUGCUGAUCGAAUUAAGAAACCCCGCAUUUAUUAUGAGAGAAUUAUGUUUUGAGGAUUAAAGUCUCCAAAUAUUUUAAAAUUGAAUGAAAAAUUAUGAAAAACAAGAUUUGUGUGGCACCCCUUAUAUAUACAUACAUACAGAUAAAUGCGAUAAAAUGAUUUACGUCGAUAAGCGACUAGUUGUCGUCUAAGCAACAAUGUCGUAAGAUACACCGAAUUUAAACUUAUAUAAAGCAAGUAAGAAAUCUAUAGUCGAGUGCGCUAGACUGUUAGAUACCCGCUAUCCAUUUUCAAUAAAAGCAAAAUAUUGCGAAAGCGGUAUUAUCUUUGAAAUAUACCAAAUUAAACCAAAAUAAAACAAAAAAUAUUGAAAUAUAUCAAAAGUGGUCUAUGUGGUCUAAUGACCUACCUAUACAUUAACAAAAUACUAUGUAAUAGUGAUCAAAAUCUGUCAGAUUGAUCGUCGCAACGACUUAAUGGUGGGAUGAAAAAUCGAAACACCCGUUUAGACUAUGUACUCAGAUUCAUUCUUUGGCAUGUUGCCUACAUUUUCUUGUGGAUAAUUUUAUAAUACCUCUUUGUUCUGUGGGUAGCGGGUAUAAAAAUAAUCUAAAGUAAAUAAAUAAGCUUAAUAGUCAAACGAUUGUAUGGAUAUAUGAUUAUUUAAACAUGUGUGGUAUGAACGUAUGAAGGAGAAUCUAGUCAUUCACUGUGCGUUUCUGCCGGUUCCUAAUUAGGGGAACACAAAUUAUUUGCAAAAACGUCCGUUUUGGCAGUCCUAGCACGUCAUAAACAAGCACAAAAUAGCUGUCGAUACUUUCGAUAUUCGAGAGCACAUCAGCAUUUCUUUUAAACUAAACUUAUCAUAUCCAUAGAUAAGAUGGGAAUGGAUGAAAUGAUACCUCAGCUUAAAUUUCCUUUAAACGGAUGUGACCAUUAUUUCCAUUAUUUUGCAGUGUCAAAUUUAUGAUGGACUAUUAACUUUUGUAGGUCUGUUAAAAUUAAUAGCACUAGACAAAACUACAAAUUAUUUUAUCUUAUAAUAGACCUUUUUUUAAAAGAACUAAUCUAAUCGAAAGCAAACUUAUUUACAUACAUUUGGUUUUAGUGUAAUACUUUGGGUUUUGUAACUAAAUAAUUAUUCAAAAUAUUAUGAUCUCAAGCUUUUAUAUAAUUAUAAAAACUACAGCACUAAUUAGUAAAAUACGAAAAGUUAAUUCAACAAUUAACAUAUGUAAAUAUUUAAGAGAAAUUAAUAACAGUUAAGAUAAGAACAUCAUAAUAAAAGGCAAUUGUGAAAAGAAUAAUAAAAACCUCAAUUCUGUUUGUAUUUCGCAAACUUGAAUAUUUCAAUACCUUGAAUGAAAAUUAAAGCCUAUUUCAUAUGGUUUUAAAAUUCUAAAGUCCAAAUUAAUGUACAUAACCGCUUUAGUUAAACAUUGUUGAUAUAUAAUAUACAUAUAUGAAUAUGAAUAAUUGUAAUUAGUUUAUAUUUUGUAUGAGCAACUUAUUUUAUAAACAUAUAUUUAAAAAUUGAAAAGCAGACAUAAAAUGUAAACCGUUAGCUGCUAAAUAUAAGUAAUAUAAGUAAUAAUAUUGAUAAAGUAUGAAAUGUUAAAAACGAUUAUGUUAUGAGGGCUAUAAAAAAUGUUACAACAUACUUUACACGACUAUAAACGGUAAUUCAGUAAUAAUAUUUCCAUUUGUGUUUUAUUUGAAUGCAAUUCAUUCGUUCUGUGCGGUUCGUUUGGAAUAUUGAAAUCUUGACACAAACAACUAAUCAAAUUUAUGAAAACAUGAUUACUUGGCUUUCAUGUAUUUUAUAAAGAGUACAAAACUCAGUGACGCUAAGUUAUCUAUUCAGUCGUGCCGGCCUUCAUGCCCAGUGUUAAAAUAAUACACAAAUAUAGACUUAACAAAACGCAAGCUUGUAUUACAGCUUAUUAUACUAAACAUACGUAUAUUUAUAUCAAAUACGAAUAAAAAAAUCGAAAUCACCACUGCAAGAUGUUUACAAAAUAAAUACAAAGGCAAAAUGAGAAAUAUUGUAAGAAAAUAGAAAUUAAAUAAAUAUUAUUGAUUAAAUAUAAAUAAA
This is a messenger RNA of Drosophila nasuta, 8585 nucleotides long. It is a transcript of the gene nolo, whose product is annotated as ADAMTS-like no long nerve cord. Lineage: Eukaryota; Metazoa; Arthropoda; Insecta; Diptera; Drosophilidae. Gene Ontology annotation, biological process: extracellular matrix organization. The record is from RefSeq and is a predicted model, not a curated record. Gene Ontology annotation, cellular component: extracellular matrix.